This is a messenger RNA of Bactrocera dorsalis (oriental fruit fly), 2797 nucleotides long. It is a transcript of the gene DIP-delta, whose product is annotated as lachesin. Gene Ontology annotation, cellular component: neuron projection. Bases 616 to 2031 code for a protein of 471 amino acids. NCBI's taxonomy places the organism in Eukaryota, Metazoa, Arthropoda, Insecta, Diptera, Tephritidae. The transcript has 12 exons. The record is from RefSeq and is a predicted model, not a curated record.
AAAUUCAGUUCAAAUUCAACUGGCGCCGGAAGUGGACGUGUAAGUUAACGAAGUGCUCAAGUGCUCAAGUGCCGUUGUAUUACGGUGUUGCGGUGCGGUGCGUGACAUUCCGUUGCUGUUACGGAUUUUAUUGCUUUUACGUACACGGAUUUGAAAAGCGAUGCGACGCGGCGGUUGUGUGUGUGCUUGUUGGUGUUCUUGCAAUAUCUAGCGCUACUUCCUGGCUGUGUGUGAUAAAAUUAUCAGAUAGAUAUCAAAUUCCAAGCCACUCAUUAUGAGUUAUUUCGAAAAAACACCGGCUAAAUUAUUUUAAUCACAGUUAGUUAACCGUAACGGAAUGCAAUGAAAUGAAAAAAGUUUGAGUUUGAAAAAAUAUGCACAUUACUAAUAUCAACCACUUCCAACACAUAUCAAAACGACAUAAUCAGCAGCAAGCGACCUAACGCAACAAAACCGUUACACCAGUAAACAUAUCAACGUGCAAACGGGUCGCUUGCUCAAGUAACAAAAAACAUAACAACAUUAGAAAAAAAUAAUAAUUUCCUAGCCCGAAAUUAGUUGGCUUAUAUUGCAUUUGAAGCGAGUGAGAGCAGGCAACGACGCCCAGCUGUUAAAAUGUUCAUAAUUACGGUCAUUAAGUUGCUGCUAAUUGCGCUGAACCUCUUUCCCAGCCGCUGGACCAACCGGAAAGUGAUGUUCCUCAUCUAUCUAACAAAUCUGGUGACACAUGUGAUGAUGGAUGAGCCACGCUUCGCGCAGCCGAUACCGAAUGUAACAGUUGCUGUUGGACGAGACGCCAAUUUGCCAUGCGUUGUUGAGCACUUGGGUGGCUAUAAGGUCGCCUGGAUCCACAUCGAUCGCCAAAUGAUACUUACAAUACAUAAACACGUCAUCUCGCGUAUACCGCGCUAUACUAUUACCUAUGAUAAUGCCAACACAUGGCUUUUGCAUGUGAAUCAAGCGCAUCAAGAUGAUCGUGGCUAUUAUAUGUGCCAAGUAAAUACGAAUCCUAUGAUAAGCCAAGUGGGCUACUUACAGGUUGUGGUACCACCGAAUAUCUUAGACAUCGAAAGCACACCCUCAUCCGUGGCUGUGCGUGAAAAUCAAAACAUCAAUAUGACUUGCCGUGCUGAUGGCUUUCCAACACCGAAAAUAAUUUGGCGUCGCGAAGAUGGCGAGGAAAUUGCCGUCGAAAAGAAGAAGAAAGUUUUGGUCUACGAUGGCGAGGUGCUGCCACUGACAAAAGUUAGCCGCAAUGAAAUGGGCGCGUAUUUAUGCAUUGCCACUAAUGGUGUACCGCCCUCGGUUUCCAAAAGGAUUAUAUUGGAUGUUGAAUUUUCUCCUAUGAUUUGGGUACCAAAUCAAUUAGUUGGCGCGCCAGCUGGCACCGAUGUUACAAUUGACUGUCAUACGGAGGCACAUCCUAAAGCAAUAAUUUAUUGGGUCUAUAACUCAGUCAUGGUGCUGCCAAGUAAAAAGUAUAAAACGGACUACACGGAGAAUUCCUACCGCGCUCACAUGAAGCUGACAAUAAGAAAUUUACAAUAUGGUGACUUUGGCAACUAUCGAUGCAUAUCUAAGAACUCGCUCGGCGAAACGGAAGGAUCCAUACGUGUUUACGAAAUUCCACUGCCAUCGACGCCCUCAAAGCAAGUCACACAUACCACAAUUGAAACAAGGGAAAACAACAUCAUACCCACACGCAAUGACUCAAUAAACGCUAUACAAAAGGACAUUUCCCUGAUGAAAGCGGAUUUGCUGGGUAGUGGCACAUCAUCGGCUUCCUCCUCACACUCCGCCACCGCAUCUAUUUCGGGAGGAAAUGGCAAUAGUCUGUCGGCGCUGGGCGGCUCCGGCACAAAUGCCGUCGAUCGCAAGGGUACGCUGGCUAUUGGCAAAAGUAUGUACUAUACGGAGCAGCCACCGAAGCAGUUGGAUGGCUCAGCGGCUGGCGCCUUACACAAAUCACCAAGCAUUUUCUAUUUGUGUAGAUUUGCGUUAAUAUUCUUAUUAUUAAGAAAUCAAUCAUAAAAUUUAUGGUCUUAUGGCCAUUUAAGUAAUUAACAAAAUAUAACGAAUGAAAAUAUGCAAAAUUUAGAUAUAAAAUAAUUGUAAUAUAUAACAUAUUAAAGAAUUGCUAUUAAUUUAGAAAUUAAAAAAAAAUUCAAGAGUUGGCUAUGAUAUUAUUUAAUUAAAAUAUUCAAAUUAUAUAAUUAUAUUUUUGUGACCACAGCUUGUGUUUUAUGAGAAGAGUACAGAGAAAAUUAAACUGAUCUUUUAUGUAAAAAGUUGAAAAUACGAUUUGAAUUUUCAAUACUUUCCAAUACUUUGAAAAUUUCAUCGGCAGCGAAAAAAGCGAGGAGCGAAGGAGUGUAUUUAUUUACUCUUCGGUAGGCUACAGCAAAGUGAUUUCUCCUUUAAUGGUUCGAAAAUGGUUUAUAAACUUCAAACUCGAAAUUUUUAUACUGGUUUACAAAAAGUAUUUCAUUCUUGUUGCCCUGGGUAUCUCUACAUGAGGUUUUGUGAUCUUGUAUAUAUAUGACACACCACUGGCCCAUUUCUCAAGGGACGGCGUUACGAAGAGGGUAAACUUUACAAAGUAGCUUAGUGUUACUCUCGAUAGUAAGGCGGAAUGGAAUGAUUCCAUGCUCGACCUACUGCUGGGGGGCAGCUCCCCCUGCGGGUAGGGUGGACCCCCUCAGGGUUCAGGGGGGAACCGAAUAUACCCGCAGUAAGGUAUGCCUGUCGUAAGAGGCGACUAAAAUCCCGCAUGCACUGUGUCUGUCAUUCUGGGCUU